Cajanus cajan (pigeon pea) is the source of this 1826-nucleotide messenger RNA. Its product is annotated as DUF1666 family protein (DUF1666). The record is from RefSeq and is a predicted model, not a curated record. Lineage: Eukaryota; Viridiplantae; Streptophyta; Magnoliopsida; Fabales; Fabaceae.
ACACUGCUCUUCUCUCUCUCUCUCUCUCUCUCUCACACACAUUUAUUUUCAUUUUCACUCUUCUUCUCUGUUCUCUCUACUCUCUAUGCCUAGCUAGGGUUUCUCUUUCUCUCGGCUUCUGCUUCCCAUUCAUCUUCUUAUCAACUUAACUCCUCAGUUAAAUGUAGGUGAUACGGUGCCUUGUCGGUGGAGCUAGUCUCUGUAAAUGCUCAAUGCCAUCCUAGUUUCCUUCUAAAGUAAGGUGGUAAAAAAUGGAGUUUUUGAAAAUCAAGAAGUUCAGAAAAUCUCAUAAGGCAGAUGGAGACAAGGAUUUGGCAGACAAGGCAGCCCCAGAGCCUGAGGAGCCAAAGCUGAACACAGAUGGUUCUGAUCAGUGUAAAUCAGAAAAUGCAGAUUCUGCAGGUGAAGCUGAGGAUGACGAUGAUUUUAUUACCAAUGAGGUAAAGAGGAGGCUGAAAGAACUGAGAAGAAACAGUUUUAUGGUGUUGAUUCCUGAAGAAGAUUCCUGCCCAGAGGAUGGGGAGGACGAAGAGGAAGAGGGAGAGACAAGCUCAAAUGAAUGGAGGGAUGUGGAGGCAGAAGGUCAGCAAUGGUGGCGUGGUUUUGAUGCUGUGUUUGAAAAGUACUGUGAAAGAAUGUUAUUCUUUGAUCGGAUGAGCACUCAACAGCUUAGUGAAGUUGGCAAAGGUUUACGGCACACUUCAACACCAUCUCCAAGAUCUGCAUCAAAGAAGCUAGCUUCUCCCCUUCGUUGUCUUUCCUUGAAAAAAUUUGAAGGACCUGAUGAUGAGACCGAACAUCUUCAACAGCCUGAGAAUGACCCCUACCAUGAUAUUGAAACAGCAUAUGUCGGUCAAAUUUGCUUGACAUGGGAGGCACUUCAUUGUCAGUACUCUCAUAUGAGUCAGAAGAUAUCAUGGCAACAUGAUAAUCCUACCUGUUACAACCACAGUGUGCAAGAGUUUCAACAGUUCCUGGUUCUAUUACAAAGGUUUAUUGAAAAUGAACCUUUUGAGCAGGGUCAUCGAGCAGAAAUUUAUGCUCGCACAAGAAACAAUUUGCCUAAAUUGCUUCAGGUUCCUAAUAUACGAGGUUCAGAUCAUGUAUUGACUGAUGAUUCAGAGACGAAAGUUCUUGCUCCUGAUCUUAUCAGGAUAAUUGAAAGCUCUAUCCUUACUUUCCACCUUUUCCUGAAAAGAGACAAGAAAAAAUCAAGUGGUGCUACCAACCUGUUUGGAAAUCAGAACCAGCUUGCAACUCCUUUACAACAGAUUCAUUCUACUCUUGAAAAGAAAGUGGUGAAGCUGAAGGAACUGCGCCGAAAGAAAAAAGGUUGGAAGAAGAAUUCUUGGCCCCAAAAGCAUGAGGACAUUCAGCUUUUGCUUGGCCUUAUUGACUUGAAGAUUCUAUCAAGGGUUCUGAGAAUGACGAGGAUGACUAGAGAACAACUUUUUUGGUGUGAAGAAAAGAUAAAAAAACUGGAUUUAUCAAAUAAUAGGUUAGAGAGGGAUCCAUGUCCUGUCCUGUUCCCUUGCUAGUAUCAGUGGUGUAUAUCUGAUAAAUAGCUGCUAGAGUUCUUUUUCCUUGGAUUGCAAAUACAACGGCUGGUUUUGAAGAUGUCACCAAAUGGGUUUAGAAGAAUGUCUUAGGAAGAAUUCUGGAUACUGUAUGACAAUGAGAGCAAGAAUGGUUUUAUGUUAUCUAAAAUGUAUUCUUGUUCUGUCAAAAUUGUGAGUUUCCAAGUUGUUGUGUAACUCCCAAUAUAACAGUUGUCAAGGAUUAUUCUUGUUGGUUCGUAAAUUCGAUUUAAUGUUUACAAGAAUGCA